ACGUAACUAUCAGUCAUUAUGGAAAAUAAGCAGGUGCAUUAGACUUUGCAGGAUAAAGCUGCGUUCCUGCAUUCAAAACAGCUCAGAUGAGUUGAAAGAGCUCUGAUUGACAGUAGUGUGCAGCAGGAUGAUUUUUUAUUUUUUUUUAAGCAGCCAGUGUAUGAUUACAGUUAUAAAAGGCAACGGGCAGCAGGUGUUAGUGUGUAGCUGUGAAGUUUUAUCUUGGAAUAACAGUAAACACAGCAGCAGAAGAGCUCCAACCUCCUUUAAAGAAGAAUGUCUCUCAGGAACCCGCCAUAUGAGCCCCCUUCUGUCUCUGAGCUGCAGCAGUUCCUGCUGGCAGACAGACGGCCCACUGGGCACGUCAAUCAAGUUUGGCCUAACCUUUACAUCGGCAACGAGGUGGCAGCUCGUGAUAAAGGCAUUCUCCACAGUUUGGGCAUAACUCACAUUGUAAAUGCUGCUCACGGACCUCCCAACCCCAGUCCAGGACCCUGUUUCUAUGUCAAGACUGGCCCUCGCUUCUACAGAGACAUGUCAGUGGAUUACUAUGGAGUCGAGGCUGAUGAUGCAAUAGAUUUUAUCCUUAGCCCAUUUUUUUACCCAACAGCACGAUACAUCAGAGCAGCGUUGGGCAUGGGAGGACGCGUCUUUGUCCACUGCCUGAUGGGUGUGAGCCGCUCAGCUACAUUGGUCCUCGCCUUCCUGAUGAUAUGUGAGGGACUGCAGUUGCAGGAGGCAGUGGCUGCCGUUAGGGUACACAGAGACAUCUGCCCCAAUCCGGGCUUCCUGCAGCAGCUCCGGAGCCUGGACAUGAGCCUGGAGAGGGAGAGGAGGAGACAGAGACAGGCUGAAAGAGUUGGUCACUUAACCUCACAGUUGGAAACACCAUCACUGACGGACUUGAGGCAAAUGAUCUGGCUCAACAGGAAGCCAGUGGAACCCGUUGAUCAAGUGUGGCCAAACCUGUACAUCGGAAAUGAGGCUGUAGCUUGUGACAAAGCCAUACUCUCGUCUCUGGGCGUAACUCACAUCGUGAACGCUGCAGCAGGCCGACACCGGAUCAACACGGGCCGGCAGUUCUACAGUGAUCUUGAUGUGGAAUAUUACAGCGUUGAGGCGGCGGACCAUCCAGAGUUCAACCUCCAUCCCUACUUUCUCCCCACUGCACAGUUCAUAGACGGUGCCCUAAAGAAAAACGGGAAGGUGUUGGUGCACUGUGCCAUGGGAGUCAGUCGUUCUGGAGCGCUGGUUUUAGCGUAUCUGAUGAUCUGCCACGGCCUGUCUUUAGUGGAAGCCAUCAUCGCUGUGCGUUUGACCAGAGAUAUUGGACCCAACAGUGGAUUUUUGGAGCAACUCAUACAGACUGACCUCAGCCUCAAAGUAGACAGACCACAAACCCCAAAGCACUGUGAUUUGAUAGGUCACGUUUGAAUCGAUUAUUAUUAAAUAAAAAAAUUGGA
This is a messenger RNA of Thalassophryne amazonica, 1463 nucleotides long. Its product is annotated as inactive dual specificity phosphatase 27-like. The transcript has 7 exons. Gene Ontology annotation, cellular component: cytoplasm. Gene Ontology annotation, biological process: negative regulation of MAPK cascade; protein dephosphorylation. The coding region runs from base 277 to 1434 and encodes 385 amino acids. Gene Ontology annotation, molecular function: protein tyrosine/serine/threonine phosphatase activity; MAP kinase phosphatase activity. Lineage: Eukaryota; Metazoa; Chordata; Actinopteri; Batrachoidiformes; Batrachoididae. The record is from RefSeq and is a predicted model, not a curated record.